AUGGUUUCGCAGGGCCGGAGCAGCUCACUGCAGCGCCUCCACCACAUUGAGAAGCGGAUACUGCUGGUGGUGGAGCUCGCAGGGGCGGUCAUGGAGGAGCUGGGAAACUCGCAGGGCACCCUCACGGACGCCGUAAGCGGCCUGUGCCGCAAGUUCAUGCUUUUUAUGAAGCAAAUUCAAACAAUAUUGUGCGAGGAAAUAAAAACUGCUUGCGAAUAUCGUCCAUUUGAGAAGUGUGACUACAGUGCAAGGAUUGCUAACGAGAUUUGUUGCAAGAAGCUGGACUAUGAGAACUUGCGGAAGCCAAUAACCGUGCUAACGCUCUUGCUGCCAAGUUGGAGCAGAGCGAAAAGGCCCGUAAGAAAGCUGAAGCCGAUGCUGCCGCUGUCGAAGAUCUUCGACAAAGACUUCAUGAUGCGGAAACCUGUCUGA
Lolium rigidum is the source of this 432-nucleotide messenger RNA. Its product is annotated as mediator of RNA polymerase II transcription subunit 11-like. The coding region runs from base 1 to 432 and encodes 143 amino acids. Gene Ontology annotation, molecular function: transcription coregulator activity. NCBI's taxonomy places the organism in Eukaryota, Viridiplantae, Streptophyta, Magnoliopsida, Poales, Poaceae. The record is from RefSeq and is a predicted model, not a curated record. Gene Ontology annotation, biological process: regulation of transcription by RNA polymerase II. Gene Ontology annotation, cellular component: mediator complex. The transcript is spliced from 4 exons.